AUGAGCGCGGAGGAGUUUAUUUAUAGCGCCAUCGGCAGUGAUAACGUGAACCACUUCGAUUUGAACGUCAUCGCCAACACGCUCGCCAGUACGGAUCGGUUGGUGCGGGCCAACAAGCAGCAGCGCGAAGAGAAUGACAGGCUGAAGGCGAAGAUCGCGUCCCUGCGCGACUCUGCACUGCAGAUUAAGAACCUGUACGAGACGGAGGUGGCCAAGUGUACGCGUAGCGAGGCGCAGCUUGAAAGUUAUGUAAGCCAGUGCCGGCAGCUGGAGCAGCGGAUCCUAGCGGCAGCCAGCGAUAAGCUGGCGUGCGAGCAUACGUUAGAGACGCGCACGGCGGAAUUCGAGCAACGGAUCGAGACACUCUCCCGACGGUAUCAUUCGUUCGCGUGCGAUCUAGUCCGCCAAUGCUACGUGACGCCAGCCGAACAGCUGACGCCCGGCGUUGACCCGCUCCAUAAACGACGCGAUCUUGUCUCACACUUUGCGACCGUGGACAAGUGGGGUCUCUCCGUGCCCGAGGAUGUGCAGGAAUCCGUGCAACGUGGCCUUCUGCGAUCCAAGCGAAAGAAACAGCGAGAUUCAAGAGACAUGCGUGACCAGGAAUGCCAAACAACUGCCGUCGAGCGAUGUCGGAUGCGAGACAAUCACACCAACACCGAACCGUAUCCGGUCCGACCAACGGUGCGCCACUGUUCGACGGAUGUGCCCGAUCUUCCGGGACCCACGAAAGCUGUUUGUGACAAAAGCACCAUGCACAGCAUGUCGACGAUCACCCGAUCGACAUGCACUUCCGCGUUCAUAAAGCACGUCGACGUUGGCGUGAACUUUCCCGAGGUCACCCACAAAUCGGUGGACGAAAUUUUGCGCGAGUGUGUCCCGCUGCCACCCCUAUUACUGUCGCCGAUAAAAGAAAUCGUUCCGUUGCGGGUGUCGAUCGAAACACAAACUGAUUCCUCUGCUCAAGCCCAAGCUACAACGUGCCGACCGCCCGCCGUAUCCUGCGGCACGAUGACGGGAUUGAAAAAUAUUCGCAAACGGAUUGACUACCGGGAACUACCGGUAGGGGAGCCGUCGGAUAGCCCGUUUGUAUCGAUUAAAAAGGAGGAACUUCCAUCCACUUUCUACCAAGGGGAUUCGGGUAGAAAGGAGCGGAUCAAUCCGCACCUAUCCGCACUCUGGUCACUGCUGGGCGAAACGAUAUUCACCAUCAUAGAGAGUGGCCGACGGUUCGAUGGUCAGUGUUUUAACGUGCUAAACGAUCACAUGGCCUCGAUACGCGGCAUGCUCGAGGCGGACGGGCAUCGCGCGUCGCUGCUGAUGAGUGCCAUGUUCUCGAACGUGCGCGAAACCGUAGUAGCGGCCACCGGCUUGACGAAGGACAGGACGUUCGCUCCGAACAGUGCCUCGUCGUCGACAGGAGGCUGUGGUGAUGCAGUGCCACAAACCAACGAUGACGGUAGCAGUGACAGUGGCAAUGCUUGGGAGUUUCGCACCGCUGACGACAGCAUUAGUGCCGUAGGAGGAAAGGAAAGUACGAUUGAUUUGUCCCAAGCGGCGUUCAACCCGCCUGGCUCGAGACCUACCAAAGACACGAACCAUAGCGCCAGCACCGCUCCCAGUAUCGCAGCAACAGUACGCCAAGCAGAGGCACGGAUUUCCAACGCCACACAAUCGCAGGACGAACCAGUAAGAGAUGUGGCUCAAAGCUCCAGUGUCAUUGAAAGGAGGAACUGCGAUAAUACGCUGGACGAUCUGGGACAAUUAGUCACGGCAGCUAGUGCACCCAUAGAGGAAGAUGAAAUGGAUGACAGGAUAGCGCAAGAACUACGAAUGAUGGAAGAAGGAGAGUGCACCAGCCACCAUAACCAAGUACCCUCGGAGCCGUUGGUGGUUUCAAUCGAAAGGAGGCCACUUUCCGGGAUGAUGCAGCUACCGGUUGGUUGCACAUACCCAUCGGAAGAACCAUCCGAACAUCCGAACCCAUUGGAGACAGUGGACAAAGUUGGAGAGUUACCCAGCCGAUCGGCAACACCGCCACCAGCAUCCAUGACGACUCCAGAGCACCCGUCUUCAACGGCUACGUUCCUUUCACCGAUCAAAGUAAAAGAAACGAACGAGCUCGUGAAGGAUCAGUUUAAAACACCAACACAGCUGCCGAUCGGCAAGCGCCGGAAGCUGCGGUUACGACGAUCGGAUGAACCGCUUCUCUCUCACCGGUGGAAACGAUCGCGCAUGGAAGAACCAACCAUCGGCUCGGGACGAGUUUCACCGUCGACCGAGUUCCUGCUGGAAGACGAUUGGGAUCGUAAGUUCUCGUCGAUGCGAGCUGAAAUGAAUCCGAUCGAUGCGGAUUUCUUUUCACCACUUUCGCCCAUCGGUGACGCCUCAGUAGAAAGCCAAGAUGGUGACGAGGACAGACGGCCAAUGGAGGACGAAGAGGAAGUCGGAUGUAAACCGGAAAAUGCCGUCAGAGAUUGUACUGAGGAGCGUGCCAAAGAAUGCACUGAUCUCGUGCGAAGUAUCUUGGAGAACGGAAGACCACCUGAACCCAGAGAACCGGUGAACGUGUCGAGUCCACAGAACGGAGCCCCGGAAGAUAGCCGUAUUGCUGCUACACUCGCAAAACAACGGGUACUUAACGAGGAGCGGCGGUGUGUGGCGAGCGAACCACUUGCAAUUGAUCACACUCUGCAACAAGAAAUAUCACCGGCAACGGCGAAUGAAGUUGCGCCAAUGUCUGUGCACCGAAGGACACCUUCACCGGUGCCAGGUAGAACGGAAGAGGUGCCGAUUGUUGUAGAGUUAAAUUUAACGUGCGACAAAACGUGCGAAUUGCAAAUCGACGUACCGUCGGUAGCUUUGUCGGAUUCCCCGGAAAGUCCUGCCUUGGACUCGCCACUAUCACCGCCGGCACACGAAACAGGAUCGGCGGUCACGUGUCAGCCGUUAACGGUCAAUUCAAUGGAUUCUCCUCUUUCACCGCCGAUCGUUGUCGGUGGCAGUACUCCUUUGCCCCGGCCAAUACCUCUGCAGCACGAAGCCAGCAAACUGUUCCUCAUGCAAUCGAUACACGACUGGACACGGAAAGGUCCUCUCCUUCGCGCCAUCAAUGAGUUUAAAAAAGAGCUUCGCUGCGAGGUGAUCCGUCGGAUCGGGGGACAGUUGGUCGAGCAGGAACAGAGUGCAAUGCAAGCCAUGACCGAAAUUGUGCACCGUUACCUGCGCUCCGAGUGGACGGAAGAAACUGUCGGUGAAACGACCGCACAGAUGUUGGCGUGCUGUCGCGAUCCACGCACAAUUUCGCUAACCGUGCUCGAGGUCGUCGCAGCCUACGGAAACAUCAAUCCGAACACCCUCUUCGCUUCACCGGCUCCGUGCGUACCGAUAACACAGCAAAUGUUGGUCCUCCUGGUUCGACGGCUUGGCCAGGUGGUUGAUUCCCUCGAUGGCGUGAUCAUGCAAGAGCUGGAUCGACGGAUAUUCACGCUCAAAACGGAGCCCGUGUUGCUGCAAACGCUCGUUGCGAUCACCUACCUGUACGUGGCGUUGGAGGACAGUAAACCCAUACCGCGGGGCAUUUCGUACCACCAGUUCAAGUACCAGCGGUGCAAUACCGCCCGGUUGUACAUCUUCAAGUGCCUGUACUAUUUCGGCUUCAAGUGUGUCCCGCUAGUGUACCUGGUGCUGCGAGCAUUUCCUCACGCUCUGCCGAAGCUCGGUAGUCCCAUGUACGAUCCGGGCGACGCCAUGGUCAACACCAUUCGCACGGUGCUGAUGAACUUCAACUACCUAGAGGGGUCCAACACGCCGGACACGUCGGCCUACCGGAAGCGAGAAAUGCACCACAUGCUAAAAACAACCUACGGUUACCAGCCCGGCAAUCCGACGUACGAGGAGCUGCUGGUGAACCUGGUCGAAAAGCUGCAAGCCAACAAACUGCGGAACGUGUCGUACUCGCUGAUACUGAUCGCCAAACGGAAAGGGUACGAGUGGGCCCGGAAACACAUCAUCCAGCAACGGCUUCUACCGCUGCUAAACGACUACUUGCGGCAGUUUAAGACGAGCAGAACAACCGAUGGAUGCGACACGUCGGCACUCAGCAACGGGGCGGCAGCUACGGCCGAUCGGAUCGUGACAUGCAUCUUUACAAUAUCGUCAAUCCUAAAAACACAACCAUCGCACGAGGACGUUACGGGCAUGAUGCAGAUCUUCACCACCGUUGUGCAGCUUUCGAAUCAUCACCAAACAGUCCAGGAAGCGGCCAUUGCCGGGGUGUUACGGUUGUCCCGUUUCGGUUACAUCGAUAUCUGGGAGCGGUUGAGCACGUGGCAGCCGGACUAUCCGGUUAGCGAUCGGAUCAAACUGAUGAUGGCCACCCUCGUGCACCGCAAGGACCAGCGUUUCUGGACGCAACUUCUCCAGAACCGUAUCGUAUGAGGCCAUCAUCGGUCCCGUGGCUGGCGUGUGCGAUAAACACUACCUCUGUAUCACCAAUUGUAAUUUCUGUUCCAAUUUGAACUCUGUACUUGAAUUAGCUCCCUGCCCUCCCUGCUCAGGGGACCCAAUCCUUUUCGAAGGGUUUUUUACUUUCCACCUCUUCCAUUAUUUAACAAAAUUCCUCUUCCGGGUUAUUUCCGUUUCGUGUUCCGAAACGACUUCUGUGAUUAUCUGAAGCAACAAAAUAAACAACCGGCUUUGAGCGCCGUGUCCGU
Messenger RNA from Anopheles cruzii, 4715 nucleotides. RefSeq names its product little elongation complex subunit 1 (gene Ice1). The transcript has 2 exons. Lineage: Eukaryota; Metazoa; Arthropoda; Insecta; Diptera; Culicidae. Bases 1 to 4440 code for a protein of 1479 amino acids. The record is from RefSeq and is a predicted model, not a curated record.